This is a messenger RNA of Ruditapes philippinarum (Manila clam), 2540 nucleotides long. RefSeq lists its product as uncharacterized. The transcript has 9 exons. The record is from RefSeq and is a predicted model, not a curated record. Bases 354 to 1643 code for a protein of 429 amino acids. Gene Ontology annotation, molecular function: ubiquitin-protein transferase activity. Lineage: Eukaryota; Metazoa; Mollusca; Bivalvia; Venerida; Veneridae.
GAGAUUUGUUUAAACAAAACCUAGAGGAGGCAUUUCCACCCAUUAUCAAUUGUGGUGGAUUUGAAUUACUUAGAACUUGUGGGAACUCCAAAUACACAUUGCAGCCAUUGCCAAUUCCCCCAGGAGGGUAUACCACAAAAUAUCUUUGUGAUGAAAGUUCUCUAGGACAGGCAGUUUGCUACAUCAGGCCAAUACAGAAAGACCUUGAUAUGAAUCUAUGCUCCUCACAGGUUGAUACUGAUGAUCAAACAACAGAGAUGUGUUUGAGGUGUGGCAAAAGUAUUCCUCUUCAACGUCUUCGUCUCCAUAUUGAUGCUUGUGGGACUGAUGAGGUAGAUGCAGCCAGUGCAUAGAUGAGCCAGGGACAGAUUCCAGUCUGCAAAUUUGCAUGUGCAGUGGAUACAUGCAAACCACCAGAACACAGUACAAAGCUGUGUCCUAUAUGCCAUGAUGAGUUCCCUGUCAGCACCAUAGAAGAGCAUGCUGCAAGUUGUUGUGAGGACCAGCUGUCUAAUCCCACCGUUGCUAGGACUCUUGAUGCAGAUUUAGAUGCCAUAGCAGCAAAGGUUGGAGACAGUAAUGAAAACUGGCUAAUCAAUGUUGUGAGGAGAAAUUUCUUUAAAACAGCUUUUGAAGAACUAUCGGAUGCUUUGACAAUUGACUGGGAAAAGCCUAUGAAAAUUCACUUCAUAGGAGAAGAGGGCUUAGAUGCAGGUGGCUUAAGCAGGGAGUUUUUCAGCUUGUUGUUUAAGAACAAUGACCUUUUUGAAAAUGGAUCAUUCAGAUUAGAUUCAGGUCUGCUUAAAAAGAAGACAGAUGAAACAAUGGGAAGAGCUACUGCGCGUGCCAUCCUCGCAGGACACCCAGGCCCAAAAUGUUUUAAUCCAUUGCUGGCCAGGUUCAUUUGUACUGGUGAAGAACCAGAUCUAGCAGAUAUACCAGAUGAAUAUGUUGGAAGGCCUGAUGUGUUAGCAGCCAUACAAGAUAUCUCAACAGACAGUACAGGAUCUGGAGACCUUGUUCAAAGACAUGGUGAUCUGCUGGAGCAGGCGGGCUUUAGAAAAGUUUUGUCAUCAUCAACUACCAGUGAAGCUGUACAUGCUCUGAAACGGCACUUCACCUUUUAUCAUGUGAUUGGACCACUUCUUCAAUUUAGACAAGGUUUGAAACUUCUUGGUGUUCAAACUGCCAUCCAGGGACAUGCUGAGGAGAGUAUAAAGUUUUUUACCACAUCUCCAGUUAGUGCGUCGGAUGUACAAAGUUUCUUCAAACCGACUUACACACCAGAUAGCGAAUUCAAGCCGAGGGAAGAAAUGAUCAUGUAUAACUUUGGGAAAUUCUUAAAGAAAGUGGAACGCGGAACAAUGUCCACACCAUGGAUUGAUAUUUAUAAUGGAGUUGAGACACAGGUGGUGAUUAACACUGGACAUGUUCUUCAGGCUCUCGUAGGAUGUGAAACACUUCCACGAAAUAUAGAAUGUGGAUUGGUUGAAUUUAGCCACACAUCAAAUAAUUUAACAACUGUCAACACAUGUGCACCUUCAAUUAUGUUCUCACAGACUGCUCGUAUUCAGGAGUAUGAGACUUUUGAAAAGCAUUUUUUGAGCGUUAUUGUUGAUGCUGUUGGUUUUGGAAUUGAGUAAUGUUGUAUGACCAAAGUAAAGAGAUCUUUAGUUCAUUUGCUAGUCAUGUUUUUACCAUACUAUGUCAUUUUGCCAAAGAUGGUUAGAUUUGAACAGAUUUUGUAAAAAUGUUCCUUAGAUUACAACAAAUGAUUUGUGUAAAAACACAACAGUCCCCAUCAUUAUGUUUUUAAAGGAGGGCAACAUAUAGUCGCCACUUUGUACCUUUGCAUGUCUGUCUGCCCUUCUGUCACUCCCUUUUCGAGUAAACUUCGAAACUAGGUAUGGGAUUAAAAAUUUUUCUAAAUUAAUUAUCAACAAAAUUUAUUUUGUUAUGUUUUUCAAAGAACAUAAAAAUUUAUAAUUGUUUGCCAGACAAAAAGGGGACAGGAGGGAGUCUUAUUUUAGGUCACUGUGGUCAUGGUGAGUUUUGUGAUUCCUGAGUUUUGUGAUUCCAUCUUGUUCUGAAGUGUGGAAGCAUGUGUCAACAGUUUUGUAUCCAAUCACUUGUGAUGUUAUUUCAAUAUCAUGUAAUGCAAACUUGCACUGAUCAUGCAUCAGUAGAGGGUAACAGUUUCUUACUGAACUAACUGUAAGCUUUAUAAAAUGCUUCAUUGAUUGGUUGUUGUAUUAUAUCAAAUAAUUAUACUAGUAAAUUUAUCAAUUUGAAAGUGAUUUGUACAGUUGAUUGGAGAUGAAUUAUGUUCCCCCGAGUUAUUGACAAUUUUGCUGAAGAAUAUCAGGUAGCAAGAUAUUUAAAAUUACAUUUGUUAUAAAAUUUGUUGUCAAAUAAAAAGUUGUCUUUUGCUUCUUAGUUUAUUUUUCUCUUUUCAAUAUAUCUAAGUGUAUAGAGCCUCAUUUGAAAAAUGUUUUAUAAAAUCUGUAUACAUGUACAUACAUUUUGCUAUAUGGUCAUUU